Cladocopium goreaui is the source of this 1662-nucleotide messenger RNA. Lineage: Eukaryota; Dinophyceae; Suessiales; Symbiodiniaceae. The record is from the annotation of a GenBank genome assembly.
AUGUCCGCUCUUGAUAGUAAGGCCGCAUUUACAGAAAGAAUGAGGCAACUAGGGGUGGAAGACGAACUGAAAGGAGAGCUGCAGACGAAGGGUUUUGAGACAUUUGGUUCUCUGGCAUUUGCAGUAUCGACAACUCCGCAACAGAUCACAGAUGCGAUUCUGGAUGCAUGGCUCUUGAAGGUCACCAAUAGAGAUCUGAGCCCCUAUCAGACAUCAUGCAUCCGUAGACUGGUGGUGGAAUCCCAUGCCUUAGCAUUGAACGAUCUGCAAAGAAAGGUUGACCAACCUUCCGAUCCCCAGUUAUCUCAUCGAAAGUUACCAAUGGCAGAACGCCAGACUCGCCAGUUAGAGCAGGAGACGAGGCUGGAGGGAAUCAUGUUCUCACCUGAGGUAACUCCGAGCCAUGCACUGGUGGAUCUUUGCGUUAACAUGUUGGAGCAGAAUGUUUUGACUUGGAUCAAGCCGGAGGAGUGUACAUCACGAUCACAGGAGAUCCAGAGUCUGAAGCGCGACCCAAAGGUGUCACUGGAUGCAAGCGGGACCAUCAAGAUCACGUCCAAGACGGUGAACACCACCUGCGCUGUCAGCUCAGAGCUGGACCUUAGAAAUGCUCUGCAACGCAGAUCUCUAGCAAUGGACCAAGCCAAACUCUGUUCAUUUAAGGAGAUAGAAUUGUGGGUACAACAUCUGUUUCUAUCGCAUGAAAGAGCUCAACCAUCAGGCUUUGCCUCAGUCACUCUGCAGCAGAUCAUUGAAUGCGACAAGCAGAUGUUCAUCCGUGCGUCCAACAAUCUAGUUGGCCAGCUGCAGGGUGAACCAGGCAGCUCCAUGACGCCCUUGGACAAGGAAAUCAGGGCGCUGCGAACAUCCCCUGAGUUGAUGCCAUACCUGAUGCCUAUGCCAGUCCGGCCUGCACCCAAGACCAAUCCUAAGCCAGACAAGAGGCCAACAUCCGACGCAUCCGAUCGCCCCAGUAAGUAUCAGAAAGGUAAGGGCAAAGGCAAGACAAAGGGCAAGACAAAGACCAAGUCAGGCUCCAUUGACAUCCCGCCGGGCUGUGUGACGAAGACGCCAGAGGGCAAACCGCUGUGUUUUGCCUUCAACAAGGGCGUGUUCGAUCUCAAGAUGGCACAUGGACAUUCGACACAUCCGCAGAGGUGGCUGCCGCCCACCAUUAGCCUCACCGACCAACAAAAAUUGAUCCCUUCAUCUCAAAGGGGGGAAUGCCAGGAAGGGAACUCACAAGAAAGGUCAGAAGGAGACGUCUUGGUGGGAACUUGGUACACACCGAUGCAAUUUGUGAAAGAAGCCAGGAACGUUACCCAUCCAAUGGAUGAGAAUGCCUUGGAACACAUCACAAGAGAUGCGAUUGAGUACAUCAAGCUGGCGUCCACGACGGAAGCUGAGCUCAGAGAUUCAGCCUUGCCGUGCAGGCUUGCCCUAGAGCAUAGGAGGCCCCAAACUAAUGAACCUGGGUUCGCUGAGCACUUGGAGGAGACGGCACAAGAGGAAACACCAGCAGCAGGUUGGGUCAGGAAUUGUACAGAAGCCAUCCGAGAUACCGGAAUCUCGAUCAACGACAUGUACCCCCGAUUGGAAAAAGAAAGCGGCUUGCGGCUACGUCUUUCACAGCUUGAGUUGGCACACUUGAAUCCUGUUUGA